AUGCACCUGUCCAGACUGAGCGCAGCUAUGCCACGGAUUCAUGAAGGAUAUCUUUCACUCAACUAUUACACGCCGCGCUUGGUUCAACCAGCAGCCAAUGGAUCAUCAAGUCCUUCACUGCUUGACACCGUUUGCAUCAUGCAGGCAAUCGUGAAAGGCUUUGAGGGCAAUGCUCUAGCUUGGAUGCGUAUGCUUGACUUUGCUGCUACGGACCUGCUGGACUCAAGUGAUGCUGCGAGGCUUCUGGAUUUGAAGCUGUAUAGGCUUAGCCAAGAGAGAUAUUGA
Cladophialophora bantiana CBS 173.52 is the source of this 285-nucleotide messenger RNA. RefSeq lists its product as uncharacterized. The transcript has a single exon. Lineage: Eukaryota; Fungi; Ascomycota; Eurotiomycetes; Chaetothyriales; Herpotrichiellaceae. The coding region runs from base 1 to 285 and encodes 94 amino acids. The record is from RefSeq and is a predicted model, not a curated record.